Molecule: messenger RNA, 1065 nt
Organism: Talpa occidentalis (Iberian mole)
Lineage: Eukaryota; Metazoa; Chordata; Mammalia; Eulipotyphla; Talpidae
Product: patr class I histocompatibility antigen, A-126 alpha chain-like
Exons: 5
Coding region: 1-1065 (354 amino acids)
Biological process (GO): antigen processing and presentation of endogenous peptide antigen via MHC class I via ER pathway, TAP-independent; immune response; positive regulation of T cell mediated cytotoxicity
Cellular component (GO): external side of plasma membrane
Molecular function (GO): peptide antigen binding; signaling receptor binding
Source: RefSeq, a predicted model, not a curated record
AUGUCCAGCAACAGCAACAGCAACAGCAAAGGCAAUGGCGUGGUAAUGGUAAAGGCAACGGAGAGCCCCGCCGCAUCGCCGUGGGCUACGUGGAUGACACCCAGGUUGGACGGUUUUACAGCGACUCUCCGGGCCAGAGUGUGGAGCUGCGGGCGCCCUGGGCGGGGCAGGUGGGGCAGGAGGACCUGGACAAGGAGAGUCCGAUCCAAAGGAAACGUGCUGUGGUUCGAAGCGCUCCUGAGGGACCUGCGCGGCCGCUACAACCAGAGCGAGGACGGGUCUCACACCCUCCAGAGCAUGUGUGGCUGUGAAGCGGGGCCAGACCUGAGCCUCCUCGGCGGGUAUGAAAAGUUCGCCUACGACGGCGCGGAUUUCAUCUCCCUGAGCGAGGACCUGCGCUCCUGGAUCCCCGCGGACCUGGUGGCUCAGAUCACCCAGUGCGAGUGGAAGGCACAGGGGAGGGCCGAGAGCGUCAGGAACAGUAUACAGGGCAGGUGCUUCCUGUGGCUCCGCAGACUCCUGCGAUGGGGAAGGAGAUCCCCCAAAACACAAAUGACCCACCACCCCAACUCUGACCAGAAGGUCACCCUGAAGUGCUGGGCCCUGGAUUUCUACCCUGCGGACAUCACCCUGACCUGGCAGCAUGAUGGGGAGAACCAGACCCAGGCCACGGAGCUGGUGGAGACCAGGCCUGGAGGGGAUGGAACCUUCCAGAAGUGGGUGGCUGUGGUGGUGCCUUAUGGAGAGGAGCAGAGAUACACGUGCCAUGUGCAGCAUGAGGGGCUGUUGGAGCCUGCAGUCCUGACUUGGGGUAAGGAAGGGGAUUGCCCCCUCUCAGUCCUCCGUCCCACUGCGGGCAUCUUUGUUGGCCUGGUUCUCCUUGGAGCUGUGCUCACUGGAGCUGCGGUGGCUGCAGCUGUGUGGUGGAGGAAUACGCACUCAGAGAGCAUCGUCAGUCUGUCCCUGGUGUUUCUAAAGGAGCUGUUUGCUGGUGGCUUAUGCCCGGCCUCUCGAAGGCUGUUUGCUGUUGGUACCAAUGGCAUCUCUGGCACCCAUGCCUGCUGA